AUGGGCAUUGACAACAAAGAACGCUUAGAGAAGGGAUCGGCGGAAUCGCCUGUGGCGAGAUCCGGCUCGGCAGACGCAGAGAAAGACAGGAGUAGUGAUCUAAAGCCUGAAACGUCCCGACAAUCCGAAUGCGAACUCAAGCUCGACACAGGGGCUGUAAACGAGAGAGAGAAGAAGAAACAGACCUUCAUUCUCCGUACCAUAUGGACGUUGAUCAUGACAGUGCUCUUGUUUGCGACGUUGACGGCAGGACAAUUCUGGACCAUUGUGGUGGUGCUGCUCAUCCAGAUUGCGGUGUUUAGAGAGUGUAUCAACAUCACCACGCACAGAGCGAAGCUGGAGGACUUGAAGUACACACAGCCCUUGAACUGGUGGUUCUUGGUCACCACGAUCUUCUACCUCGACGGAAGAAAUCUGAUCAAGUACUUCUUGACGAACUUCGUUGUGUCGGACUACACCAGCGUCAUUGCGAUCAAGCUCGUGAUGCACCACAAGUUCCUCAGCUACUGCAUGUACGUCACCGGCUUUGUCGGGUUUGUGGCCUCGUUGCGCAAGGGGUCGCUCAAGUUCCAGUUUGCGCAGUUGUGCGUCACCCACAUGACACUUUUGUUGGUGAUUCUCCAGGGCCACUGCAUCGUCAGCAACAUUCUGCACGGCAUGUUCUGGUUCAUAGUGCCUGCAGGCUUGGUGGUGGUCAACGACAUCUUCGCCUACUUGUGUGGUAUCACCUUUGGAAAGACGCAGUUGAUCUCCAUCUCGCCGAAGAAAACCGUUGAAGGGUUUGUUGGAGCAUGGAUCUGCACAACCUUCUCCUCCUUCCUUUUCACAUACAUCUUUUCCAACGUGAACUAUUUCAUCUGUCCCGUUUUUGACAACAUCUACACAACCUUCUUUUCCGUCGUGGAGUGCGACCCUAACCCGGUCUUCAUCCCUCAGAUCUACACUUUGCCAAGCUUUUUGGUUGAGAUCCUCCAUAGGGAGUACAUACAGGUGAAGCCGGUCUAUUUCCACACAAUGAUUGUUUCUAUGUUUGCUUCUUUGAUUGCUCCCUUCGGUGGCUUCUUUGCCUCCGGCUUAAAGAGAGCUUUUAAGAUCAAAGACUUUGGUCACACCAUCCCAGGCCAUGGUGGAAUCACAGACAGAAUGGACUGUCAAUUCCUAAUGGGCUCUUUCUCCUACUUGUACUACGAGACUUUCAUCUCCACCCACAACGUCAACGUUGGUAAUAUGCUACAAUCAAUCAUCGUCAACUUGGAGCCACAAGAUAUCAUUAUUUUGAUCCAGAGCUUGGUUACAUAUUUAUACAAAAUCGGAACCAUCGAUGAAGCAACCUUCCAAAAAAUUACCUCUUCUCUUGCAUAG
Molecule: messenger RNA, 1362 nt
Organism: Pichia membranifaciens NRRL Y-2026
Lineage: Eukaryota; Fungi; Ascomycota; Pichiomycetes; Pichiales; Pichiaceae
Exons: 2
Coding region: 1-1362 (453 amino acids)
Cellular component (GO): endoplasmic reticulum membrane
Molecular function (GO): phosphatidate cytidylyltransferase activity
Source: RefSeq, a predicted model, not a curated record